Molecule: messenger RNA, 502 nt
Organism: Pygoscelis adeliae (Adelie penguin)
Lineage: Eukaryota; Metazoa; Chordata; Aves; Sphenisciformes; Spheniscidae
Product: myosin heavy chain, skeletal muscle, adult-like
Exons: 2
Coding region: 47-502 (151 amino acids)
Cellular component (GO): myosin complex
Source: RefSeq, a predicted model, not a curated record
AAUCAGCCAGAUCCAGAGCAAAAUCGAGGAUGAGCAAGCCCUGGGCAUGCAGUUACAGAAGAAGAUCAAGGAGCUGCAGGCCCGUAUUGAGGAACUGGAGGAGGAAAUUGAGGCAGAGAGAACCUCUCGGGCAAAAGCAGAGAAGCAUCGGGCUGACCUCUCCAGGGAGCUAGAGGAGAUCAGCGAGCGCCUGGAGGAAGCAGGAGGGGCUACCGCAGCUCAGAUCGAGAUGAACAAGAAGCGUGAGGCAGAAUUUCAGAAGAUGCGUCGCGACCUCGAAGAGGCCACGCUGCAGCACGAAGCCACGGCUGCCGCCCUGCGGAAGAAACACGCGGACAGCACAGCUGAGCUUGGGGAGCAGAUCGACAACCUGCAACGAGUGAAGCAGAAGCUGGAGAAGGAGAAGAGUGAGCUGAAGAUGGAGAUUGACGACUUGGCCAGUAACAUGGAGUCUGUCUCCAAAGCCAAGGUACAGAGUUUCUGUCAGGUUACUGCUCUAUGA